Molecule: messenger RNA, 1941 nt
Organism: Chaetomium fimeti
Lineage: Eukaryota; Fungi; Ascomycota; Sordariomycetes; Sordariales; Chaetomiaceae
Exons: 7
Coding region: 130-1848 (572 amino acids)
Biological process (GO): carbohydrate transport; transmembrane transport
Cellular component (GO): membrane
Molecular function (GO): carbohydrate:proton symporter activity
Source: RefSeq, a predicted model, not a curated record
UUCUUUUCCCCAUAACCAACACCAACAACAGCCCUUUCGUGAACCGGCGCAUUACCUACGCAGGAGUAGAGUCUGUCUCACCUAUCUACCUUGACUGCACACCGGAACAGGGAGUGAACCGCCACCAAGAUGGCCUCAGACCAUACACCCGAGGGCGUUGCGCCUUCCGGGCAAGCCGUCGUGGGCGAUGAGAAGGAACACCACGUCCAGGACCAAUUAUCCGAGUCGCAGCUCAACGCCACGGACCGUGUCAUCCAGGGCGCCAAGUUGGCCACGGAGAAGGAGCAGAAGAUGACCCUCAUGCAGGGUAUCCGCCUGUAUCCCAAGGCCAUCGCAUGGAGCAUGCUCAUCUCAACCUGUAUUGUGAUGGAGGGCUACGACAUUUGCCUGAUAAACAACUUCUACGCAUUUCCACAAUUCAAUAGAAAAUACGGCGAGCAGUUAUCCAACGGAGAAUGGGAAGUGACGGCUCCAUGGCAAGCUGGGCUCAGUAACGGCGCCAACGUCGGCGAACUCAUUGGUCUCCUGAUCAACGGCUGGGUGUCUGAGCGAUUUGGUUACCGCUGGACAGUGAUUGUCUGUCUCAUGCUGAUCAACGCCUGGACGGCCUUGUUCUUCACGGCCCAGAAUGUGCAAACGCUACUAGCGGCUGAGAUCCUAUGCGGCAUCCCAUGGGGCGUCUUCCAAACCCUCACCAUUACCUAUGCUUCCGAGGUCUGCCCUGUCGCUAUGAGAGCCUAUCUCUCGACUUACGUCAAUUUCUGCUGGGGUCUCGGCCAGUUCAUCGGCAUCGGCGUCAUCAUGUCCAUGCUCGGGCGGGACAACGAAUGGGGCUACCGAAUUCCAUACGCGCUGCAGUGGAUGUGGCCGCUUCCGCUCGCCCUCGGCAUCUUUUUCGCUCCCGAGUCUCCCUGGUGGUUGGUGCGCAAGGGGAAGCUGGACCAGGCAAAGGCCUCGCUCCUGCGUCUCACCAGCUUGAACCGGGAGACGAAUUUUGACGCCGAUGAGACGGUCGACAUGAUGGUGCACACCACGGCGCUGGAGGAGAAGACGACGAGCGGAGCGAGCUAUUUGGACUGUUUCAAGGGUUACGACUUGCGGAGAACGGAGAUUGUCGGAAUGUGCUGGGCUAUUCAGAAUCUGUCAGGGAACUCCUUUUCGAAUUACUCGACGUACUUCCUCACCCAGGCCGGUCUUGACCCGGACAGCGCUUACGGCUUCGCGCUUGGCCAGUACGGAAUUAACAUGGUGGGGGUUGUCGGAUCCUGGUUCUUGAUGAGCCGUGGAAUCGGCCGCCGGUCUCUCUAUCUUUACGGCCUGUGCGGGCUUUUUGCCAUGCUUUUGAUCCUCGGUUUCCUGGGCCUCGUGCCUGAGGCGCAGCGGCGACAAGGCUCCAUCGCGACGGGCAGCAUUAUGCUGGGCUGGGCCCUGACAUACCAGCUGACAGUAGGCACCGUCUGCUACUCGCUGGUUAGCGAGAUCUCGACACGGCGGCUGCAGAUCAAGACUGUUGCCCUCGGGCGUGUGUUUUAUAUCAUCGUGGGCAUCAUUUGCAGUACCAUCACGCCGUACAUGUUGAAUCCCGGUGCCUGGGAUUGGGCAAACUUUGCAGGCUUUUUCUGGGCCGGCGUUUGCUUCUUGUGCAUUGUUUAUACUUAUUUCCGCGUACCCGAGCCGUCGGGGCGUUCGUUCGCCGAGUUGGAUAUGCUCUUCAAGAACAAGGUCAGCGCACGCAAGUUUGCUACCACCAAGGUCGAUGUGUUCGAGGAGGAUAUUGAUGGGGAGUUCAUGGCCAAAUACCGUCAGCAUGCCGGGGCCAAGGUUGCGGAGAUUGUCAACAGCCCAUAGGGUUUGGGGGUUUAGGAUAGUGGAGCGAAGUUAAUGAAAUGUAUUUGCAGUUUCAACCUGCUAGGGUGGUCCAAGGAGUGAGUAGCGAAGAUA